GUCGUGAAAUCUGGCGCUGGCAUUUUGGCGCUCGCGUGAUGACCUCGACUGCCGCGUCCACGACGUCUGCGGUGCGGCGGAAUCCGCUGGUGAAGCAAUUCGUGCUGGAGAAUGACCGCCCGUCCAAGAUCAGUCAUCUCAACUUUGGCAUGCUCAGCGCCACGGACAUGAUGCGCAUGUCGGAGGUCCCGAUCCACUCCAAAGACCUGUUUAUCAUGCCGACGCGUGAACCUGCUCCGAACGGGGUCUUGGACAAGCGUUUGGGGGUGUCCAACAAGUCGGACGACUGCGAAACGUGCCACCAAAAGCUCACCGACUGCGUCGGCCAUUUCGGGUACAUUCAACUCGAACUCCCCGUGUUCCACAUUGGGUACAUCAAGGCAACGAUCGAGAUCUUGCAAAACAUUUGCAAGAGUUGCAGUCGCGUGCUUCUCGGCGGAGACGUCCGGGAGUCGUUUCUCCGCCGCAUGAAGGACCCGACCGCCGACGCGCUCAAGAAGAUCAACACGCGGAAGCGCAUCAGUCUCCUCUGCAAGAAAGUCGUGCGGUGUCCGCACUGUGAUGCCAUCAACGGCACCGUGCGCAAAAUCGCGAGUCCGACGCUCAAGAUCAUCCACGAGAAAUUCCGCGCCAAGUCGGCCCAUGACAUGCGCACCGUGUUCGUGGCGCAGUUCGCGCAGGCGCAAGCGGCCAACUCGGACCUGACCAAUGCAUUGCUAAGCAAGGCGCAAGAGGAUUUGAGCCCCGUGGUCGUGCAAGAGCUAUUUGAGCGAAUUCCAGACCAGGACUGUGCGUUGCUGUGGUUGAAUGCGUUUGCCGGCCGCCCAGAGAAACUCGUGAUGAACGCGAUGCUCGUGCCCCCAGUGUGCAUCCGCCCAAGUGUUGCCAUGGACGUUGGCAGCGGCUCCAACGAAGAUGACUUGACGGUGAAAUUGCAAGAAAUCAUCCAAGUGAAUUUCGCCCUCAAGGCAGCGCUGCAAAAGGGCGCGACGCUCAAAAUGGUCAUGGAAGACUGGGACUUUUUGCAGAUCCAAGUCGCCCAGUUUAUGAACGGUGAUACCCCCGGCCUGACCAAACUCCAAGGGGCCCCCAAGCCCAUUCGAGGGCUGUGUCAGCGUCUCAAAGGCAAACAAGGCCGGUUUCGAGGGAAUUUGAGCGGCAAACGCGUGGAUUUUUCGGCGCGAACCGUCAUCUCCCCCGACCCGAACCUGCGCAUCGACCAAGUGGGGGUGCCCGAGCACGUGGCUAGAACCAUGACAUAUCCUGAAAAAGUGACGCGAUACAACAUUGCCAAGCUUCGCCAGCGCGUGAUCAACGGGCCCGCCGUGCACCCUGGCGCCAACUCGAUCCGCAUUGAAGGCCAGAAAUACACGAAAAAUCUCAUGUACGGGGACCGCGCGAGCCUCGCGGACGACCUCAAAGAGGGUGAUGUCGUGGAGCGGCACAUGGAGGACGACGACAUCGUUCUGUUCAACCGGCAGCCGAGUCUGCACAAGAUGAGUAUCAUGUCGCACCGCGCCAAGGUGCUGCAGUGGCGGACGUUUCGCUUCAACGAGUGCGUGUGCUCGCCAUACAAUGCCGACUUUGACGGCGACGAGAUGAACAUGCAUCUGCCGCAGACGGAGGAGGCGCGCGCCGAAGCUGCCACGCUCAUGUGUGUCCCCAACAACCUCAUCACGUCUCGCAACGGCGAACCGCUGGUGGCCGCGACGCAAGAUUUUUUGACGGCGUCGUACUUGUUGACGCAAAAAAAUAUAUUUUUCAAUCGCGAGCAGUUUUGCCAGGUGCUGACGCUCAUGGGCGACGGCAUCGACGACAUUGAGCUGCCGGAAGCCGCCAUCGUGUGCCCGAUCCGGCUCUGGACCGGCAAGCAGGUGUUCUCUCUGCUGGUGCGGCCCAAUAGACGGUGCCCCGUCAAGGUGAACUUUGAGCUCAAGGAGCGGAACUACACGACCAACCUGAGCAUGUGCUACAAGGACGGGUACGUGGUGUUUCGCAACAGCGAGCUCUUGAGCGGCAACUUGUGCAAGAAAACACUGGGGGACGGGAGCAAGAAGGGCUUGUUCUACGUGCUCAUCCGAGACCACGGGUCCGCCGAAGCCGCGCGGUGCAUGAAUCGACUCGCCAAGUUGUGCGCGCGAUGGCUUGGGAAUUUCAAAGGGUUUUCAAUUGGGAUCGACGACGUGACCCCGUCCAACGACUUGAAAGAGAAGAAGGCGACUCUGCUCAACAACGGCUACGACCGCGCCAACGACACGAUCGAGCAGUACCGCCGGGGUAAACUCGAGCUCAAACCCGGCUGCAACGCGCUUGAGUCGCUCGAAAGCGAGCUCAACGGACUGCUGGGGAAGCUGCGAGAGACGGCGGGCGCCGAGUGCAUGCGGUCGCUGCCGUUCCACAACAACCCACGUAUCAUGGCCGAGUGUGGAUCCAAGGGGUCGGCGCUCAAUAUUUCUCAAAUGGUGGCGUGCGUGGGCCAGCAGAGUGUGGGCGGCAAGCGCGCGCCCGAGGGGUUCGUGAACCGGACGCUCCCGCACUUUUUGCCGUACGCGCUGCACGCUGCCGCCAAGGGGUUCGUCAGCAACUCGUUCUAUUCGGGGCUCACGGCCACCGAGUUCUUUUUCCACACGAUGGGGGGGCGCGAAGGACUGGUGGACACGGCCGUCAAGACCGCCGAAACUGGGUACAUGGCGCGUCGGCUGAUGAAAGCACUGGAAGAUUUGAGUUGCCAGUACGAUGCGACAGUGCGCAACUCGGAAGGCAGCGUGGUGCAGUUUACAUACGGGGACGACGGGUUGAACCCGGCCUUCAUGGAGGGCGAUGACCGACCGGUGGACUUCGACCGCCUCGUGGUGCAUGUGAAAAACACAGUGCCGGACCGGUCGGGGGUCGCGCUGAGUCCGCUGGAGCUGCGCGAGUUGGGCACGGCCGCAGUCCAACGCGGUGAAUUUCAGGCGAUUUUGCCGCUGGGGCGUAAAUUCCUCACGGAAGUGGAGCAAUUCUUCUACAAGGCGGCUGCGACUUUGGCUGGGAUUCGAAAGAAUGUGCAUUUGCCUAUGCUUGACAAUUCGUCCAUGACGCCGUUUGCAGAUUCGUUGGGGGCGGCAUUCCUCGCUGAACAUUUGGGCCAUACCACCAAGGCGGGGGAGGGUCAGAAGGAGAAGAUCACGUCGCGCAAGUCGGCGCCCGCGGCGGCCGCCGCCGACCUCAAGACGGACGCGUUGGCGUACGUGGGGCAAUCCCAGUGGCACCGCACGUUUUCAAACUCGACGGAGCUGGCAAAGUGGCAAAAACAAGCCAAAGUACACGGCUCCCACGAGCAAAAGGAAGCGGCUCGACUGCUCGUGCACAACGUGUGCCGUCUCACCAAGGCUCAAUGUGAGACACUGUUGCGCCUAAGUUUGACCAAGUAUCACCGAGCCAUGAUGGAGCCUGGCGAGGCCGUCGGCGCCAUCGGCGCGCAGUCCAUCUCUGAGCCGGGGACGCAAAUGACAUUGAAAACGUUCCAUUUUGCAGGCGUCGCAUCCAUGAACGUGACUCUGGGGGUGCCGCGACUGAAGGAAAUCAUCAACGCCGGCAAGAACAUCUCCACUCCCAUCAUCACCGCCGCUUUGGUCUGUGCCGACGACGAGCGCAGUGCGCGGAUUGUCAAGGGGCGCAUUGAAAAGACAACGCUGGGCGAAGUAGCGGUGCACAUCAAGCAAGUGUUUGCGAGAGACCAGGCGUACCUGUCAGUCAAGCUGGACAUGGCCGCCAUCGACGCCCUCCAGCUCACGAUCGACGCCCGUACGGUGCGCCAUGCCAUCCUCGGGGCUGUGGGGAUGCCGCCCCGAAGCAUCAUCAAGCUCCUCAAGGAGCCGCAUGUGCUUCUCAACGCCCGCCGCCCCGACAAAUUGCGAAUCCUGGCGCCUGCCAAGUACAAGUCGGCGACGGAUUCGCGGUCGAGUAUGUACUUUGCGAUGCAGUCGCUCAAGGCGGCGCUGCCCAGCGUGAUUGUCCAGGGCAUCCCGACGGUGAAUCGGGCCGUGAUCAACUACGAAGAAGGUAAAGACAAGAAGCUGCACUUGCUCGUGGAAGGGUAUGGACUGAGCGACGUGAUGGGCAUUCCUGGCGUCGAUGGCCUCCACACAACGUCCAACCAUAUCAUUGAAGUCGAGAAAACGCUUGGGAUUGAAGCCGCCCGGUUCCUUAUUGCGUCUGAAGUCAGCUAUAUUAUGAGCGCGUAUGGCAUCGGCAUCGACCGGCGGCACUUGAUGCUGCUGUCCGACAUCAUGACGUUCAAGGGCGAAGUGCUGGGAAUUACUCGCUUUGGCAUUGCCAAGAUGAAGGAAAGCGUGCUCAUGCUGGCGUCAUUUGAAAAGACCACGGACCACUUGUUCGAUGCUGCGGUGCAUUCUCGAACCGACGCGAUUGUGGGGGUGAGCGAGUGUAUUAUCAUGGGAAUCCCCAUUGCAGUGGGCACUGGCAUCUUCAAACUGUUGCGCCAAGUGGACCAACCAGCCCUUGUCAAGCGACUGCCGCUCAUGGAACAGUAUGCAUAACCACCGCCCCAAGAAUGUGUAGCCAAAACAAAUAUCCCGUCGCUGUAGCUGUAUCUCCCUGGCCCACUCCUGCAUACUAAAAUACUACUAGUAUCAACCGCAUCAUGUGUUCCAUAUAUAAUAUGAUCCGACAUUGGAG
Messenger RNA from Aphanomyces astaci, 4680 nucleotides. RefSeq lists its product as hypothetical. The transcript has 19 exons. The record is from RefSeq and is a predicted model, not a curated record. Bases 39 to 4541 code for a protein of 1500 amino acids. Gene Ontology annotation, molecular function: DNA-directed RNA polymerase activity; DNA binding. Gene Ontology annotation, biological process: DNA-templated transcription. NCBI's taxonomy places the organism in Eukaryota, Oomycota, Saprolegniomycetes, Saprolegniales, Verrucalvaceae.